Messenger RNA from Suillus paluster, 159 nucleotides. RefSeq lists its product as uncharacterized. The transcript has a single exon. The annotation marks the transcript as partial. The record is from RefSeq and is a predicted model, not a curated record. NCBI's taxonomy places the organism in Eukaryota, Fungi, Basidiomycota, Agaricomycetes, Boletales, Suillaceae.
CAGAUCCUGAGUAUUACUUGCGAUAAUGCGUCCAACAAUGACACGAUGAUUCGCGAACUGAGUGAUAAAGUGCUGGAGUUUGGCGGAGCAGUGACACACACGAGGUGCUUCCUCCACACGGUAAACCUGGUAGCAAAAUCAUUGAUCCGCAAGUUCGAU